Messenger RNA from Alosa sapidissima (American shad), 1516 nucleotides. RefSeq lists its product as uncharacterized. NCBI's taxonomy places the organism in Eukaryota, Metazoa, Chordata, Actinopteri, Clupeiformes, Clupeidae. The transcript is spliced from 3 exons. Bases 95 to 1516 code for a protein of 473 amino acids. The record is from RefSeq and is a predicted model, not a curated record.
UUCUCUUUUUUGUCGGAUAAAGCCAUUUUGGAUUCUCACUCCCAAAAUAACGGAUAGAGAGACAUGCCUCUGCAAGGUGCACGAGAAUGCCCAGAUGAAGGCAAGCAAAUUAAAGCAGCUUGGCAUCAUUGACUCCCAAAAUGUGAUAACACUGGCUGCAGAGUUGUGCUGUAACGCAGACAAUAAGGUCUGCAUGUACAGAGAGUGUAUGACAUGCAAGAACAAGUCACUAACCAGUCUGAAGAAUCCAUCAGAAACAGGAAUAACAUGGUGGUACCAGUGGGUCACAAAGAAAGAGGAAUAUGAAAAGGAAAUAGAAGGAGAGAAAGAGAAAAUAGCAGUGACAAAAACUGUUAAACAAAUAUGUGAGGGCAACGCACAACACCUAUUUGAAGAUUUGGAAAAAGACCUGAAUGGCAGGGUGUGCAAGCACCUCUUCAACAUCAAGCAUCAAUAUGCACAGCUGCAAUCACUACAUAGAACCCUCAGAGAUGAUGAGGUUAUUCUCCACGUUGACUAUGCAGAGAAUUGGCAGUGCAAAUAUGCAAAAGAGGUGCAGCAAGUCCAUUUUGGUGCUUCUCACAGACAGGCAACACUGCACAAUGUUGUUAUGUACACCUCCAACAAUACUCUUUCCUUCUGUACAUUGUCACCAUCUAUGAAACAUGAUCCUGCUGCCAUUUGGGCUCAACUGGAUCCUGUCCUUCAGUUUCUGAAGGUGAACUACCCCAGAGUUGACAAGCUGUUCUUCAUCAGUGAUGGGCCAACCAUGCAGUAUAGGGGAAAGAAGAACUUCUACCUCAUGAGCAUAAUUCCCUUCCAGAUGGGUUUCAGAACAGUUAACUGGAGUUUCCUGGAAGCAGGGCAUGGUAAAGGGCCUGCGGAUGGUGUGGGAGCCACAAUAAAAAGAACAGCAGACACACAGGUAGCCAGAGGCUCUGAUAUUCCUUCUGCGAAAACACUGUAUGAGACCCUGCGCACUCUUACAAAGGUCCACCUUUUUUACGUAGAGGAUGAUCAGAUAUCCCGUGUGAGUGCUCUCCUCCCCAAAGAAUUGCCCACCAUCAAGGGAACGCUAAGCCUUCAUCAAGUGAUCUGCACCACUCCAGGGACAAUUUACCAUCGAGUGCUGAGUUGCUUCUGUGAGAGAGAAGGUGUCUGUGGAUGUUUCCAGCCAAAGGCGGUUGACUUGGCACCACAGACAGUAGGCUCUAUAGAGCCACAAAUCAUAGAAGGCACCUCUGGACGUGGUCCUCUCUGCCCACUAGAUGAAAUCACAGAAGACCUCAAAGGGAAAUGGUGCAUUGUCAUCUACGAAAAUGAUCCAUAUCCUGGUAUAAUUGAGGAUGUGGAUGAAGGUGCAGUUGAGGUCAAAGUUAUGUGCAGUGCUGGACAAAACAAAUUUUUCUGGCCAUUGAUUGAGGACAAAAUUUGGUACACACAAGACAACGUCAUGACAUUAAUCUCCCCUCCAGAAAAGAUAAACAGCAGGCAUGUCCAGGGGAAGUGCAAUUGA